CGCGAACCUGAUGCCCCUGCCGCCCCCACCCCACCCCCACCCUCCACAACCCAGCAACACUCAACUCGCAUUACCCAUCCCAAAUUUCAAAAGCAUAUCAUUAUCGCUUCUCCUUCAGUUUUGGGGUUUUCUUAUGAAUUCUCCCCAUUGCAAUUUCUGCAAAAAUUUUAAAGCAAAAAAUAAGGGGAUUUUGGACGAUGUCGACUUACAAGAACUUCUAGUAACCUGGAGUCAGAAAAUGGUGGCCUUGGUCGUCGGCGCUAUCCUAGUAGAGUAACUAUUGUACCCGUUGGGUGCGUGCAAAUAAACUCUGAGGUGAAAAGCAGCAAAGAAAAAGAAGCUACUUGUAAGAUUUUGGAUACUGUAAUACUAUGAAGCCUUUUGGGAAAAAUCAUGUGGGCUUGUAUUUUCAAGUUGUUUUACCCCUAAAAAAGGUAUUAGAACUAAUGGUUUGGUGGAAAAUAAGAUGGAGUGAUGGCAUGGCGUCCAAAUUAUUUCCUUUGUCUAUCUAUGGUUCGGUUUACUACCUUUACCUUGAAGACGACAGACAAAGAAGAAGAUUGUGGGCUUGGUAGUAAUAAAUACUCGAAUAAUGUGAGUGGCACACAGUUAAUCUCCAAAUUAGCCCAUGAAUAGUGAUGAAUCAUGUGGAAUUUCGUUCAAGAGGGAGAUUAUGAAUGUCUAUGAAUAAAGUCCUAAAUAUUAUUAGGUGUUUUGAGGAAAACUGUUCAAGCCUGGACCAAAGCGAACAAUAUAAAAGGUUACUUGCAAAAGCAAACAAGCGGCUAGACAAUUAUCAAAGAGAUGAGAAAUGGGGGAAUGAAUAGUUUUUUAUUUCAUUUCAGUCCGAGAAUGGCAUUUUCGUCCAAAGUACACAGAGUGGUGUAUUCAUUUAGAACAAGGAUGCUAAUAGAUGCCAUGCAAAAUUUGCAAGAAAUUCCUUUUCCUCGAGAUGUCAAAGCUUCUAAUAAUGAGGAUGGAACUUCAGAAAAUUUGUCUAUGAAAGUUAAAGCUACCGAACCAUGUGAAGAAAAUCUGAAAG
This is a messenger RNA of Capsicum annuum, 1042 nucleotides long. RefSeq lists its product as uncharacterized. The record is from RefSeq and is a predicted model, not a curated record. NCBI's taxonomy places the organism in Eukaryota, Viridiplantae, Streptophyta, Magnoliopsida, Solanales, Solanaceae.